GGUGGCCCCGGCCGUGCGGCGGCGACAUGGGGGAGACGGAUUUGGAGGACGUGGUGCUCUCCUGGUCGGUCCAGGAGAUCAACGACGACCACCUCUACAGGGGCAAGGUUGUGACCAUUCCCUGCAACUUCAAGUCACUUGAUCACUAUCUCGUAUCGUUUCGUGUGCCUCUGAUUGAAGAAACAAGGUCACAUCUAUGCUCAUGCCUUCAACUCAUCAGUGAAGCGCCCUCAUCGAAAAUACUUUCCAUGGAGGUGGCAUGGAAACCGGGGUCAUACUUUAUGGAUGUGGACUUUUGGGAUAGUGAUGCUGGUUUUUCUACUGGGAAUUAUACUGCAAGGAAUGGUGACAUAUUAAUAUUGUCUAGCAUAAAACCUGAAGCUGCAGAGGACUUAAACCACCAUGGUGUGACAUACUGCUUGGCAAUGGUUACUGAGGUUUCUAUGGAUGAUAAAUACCUGAAGGGCUUCAGAGUCAAAGUUGCAAAGAAUAUUGGUUUGGAAGAAGAAGAUUUGAACAAACUCAAACAUGCAAUAUUUCUCAACAAUAUCACGACAAACAUGCAGAUAUGGAAAGCACUUACCUUUGGUACGCACAUGGAUAACAAUUUCACAGUAAUCAAGUCGCUCUUAGACCCCACAGAUCUGGUAAUAUGACAUGAAUACUUGCGUUUUAGUUUUACUAUCUAUUUUCGUUAGCAUUAUAAAUUGGUAUGGGACCUAAGUUUUUGAGCUUCUCUUUGUUGGCUCUGUUGGAGGGUCAGGAUGUUUGUGAUGUCUGUAUUAAACAGGAUGGGGGUUGUUUGGCUUCUUUCACAGAGCAACUACUUUCAAUUAAGCUUAAUCGAUCACAAAUUGAUGCUAUUGAAUCUGUCAUCUCAGCUGUACAAUGUGGGCACGUGAACCUCAUGAAGCUUAUAUGGGGUCCACCAGGUACUGGAAAGACCAAUACAGUUAGCGCUUUAUUGUGGGUUUUGGCAUGUUUGAAAUGCAGAACUCUUACUUGUGCUCCCACUAAUGUUGCUGUCAUUGGAGUUUGCACUCGUUUCCUUCAAAAACUGAAGGAUUUCAAUGAGAUAAUUGAUGAAAAUGGUCUACCCUUUUCUGUUGGAGAUAUCUUGCUGUUUGGAAGCAGGUCUAACAUGGACAUCACCGAGGAUCUUCAGGAAGUUUUCUUGGAUUUUCGCGUCGACCAACUUGCGGAAUGCUUUUCAUUGUCGUCUGGAUGGAACUACAGAAUAGCUUCAAUGGUAUCCUUUUUUGAAGACUGUGCUUCACGGUAUGAUAUGCUUCUUGAGGAUGAUGACAAAAUUGGUCCAGUGUGCUUUCUGGACUUCAUGAAGAAGCAAUUUGAUGCAACAGCAAUAGCUCUGAAAAGAUGCAUAAUGAAUUUGUGGGUUCACCUUCCUGGAAGGUGCUUUUCUCAUGAUAGUGUCAUAAAUAUAUCUACGUUGCUUAAUAUGCUGGAAAAAUUUGG
Aegilops tauschii subsp. strangulata is the source of this 1476-nucleotide messenger RNA. The record is from RefSeq and is a predicted model, not a curated record. NCBI's taxonomy places the organism in Eukaryota, Viridiplantae, Streptophyta, Magnoliopsida, Poales, Poaceae.